AAAACCCACAGAGGGGGAGGAGGUGACGGAGACGAGGAAGGAAAGGAAGAAAAGAGACGAAAGAGGGAGGAGGAGGGGAUUGGGACUCGCCGCCACGCUCCAAAUUCCCCACUGCUCCACCGCCUCCACUUCCCCGCCGCCGCCGCCACGAGUGCGGCGGGUACGAGCAUCCCGUCGCCCCCUUCCCAAAACCCUACCCGCCCAAUUCGGUCCGGCUCCGAGCUGUUGGCCCCGCCAGGGGGAGUCCCAAGCGGUGAGAGGAGGCGGCGGAGGGCCGGGGAGAUCGGAUCGGCGGGGGCGCGGGCCGGAGUAGCAUUGGGCGAUGGCCGCUUCAUAGGAUGCAGCUUUACUCCGCCGGCGGCCGCUUAGUCUGCUGCUGCUGCCGCUUCUGCUUCGGAGUGCGUUGCCGUGAUCCCAACAGGAGCCUGGGCUGGUGCGGAUUGGGCUGACUUCUUUCUGUUGCUGUUGUUGUUGGGCACUUGAUCUCCGCGGGCGCUGUUGGGAGGUGGUUGCUUGAGGCGAAUGGAGGGGACUGGGAGGGAGAGGAAGGCGGCGGGGCCGCCGUGGGCGCCGUCCAAGUUCACGGUGUUCCGGUCCUACGCUGCUGCGGUGGUGGGCGACCGGGCGGAGGCGCCGUACGCCCGGGGCAAUGGGGUUGCCGCCCGUUCAAGCAAUCUACGCGCCGUCAGGAAGAGGCCUAUUGUCGCAAGAUUGACCAGGGGCAUCGUCCAAACUUUUGAAAAAUGCAAUCCUGAGUUUAAUUUCUCAGAUUCACUAAAUCCCAAGUACUUCCUCACCAAUCCUGCAGUUCCUGUUCACAAUGAUGGGCAUGAUAAUGCAAAUUAUGAUCUCAUCUUGUAUGUCAAUUUGGAAUUGGUUAAUAAGAAGUCAGACCGGAGGUACAUUGUCCAAGAAAUGCUUGGCCAAGGUACCUUUGGGCAGGUUGCUAAAUGCUGGGACGCAGAAACCAACAGUUAUGUUGCAGUGAAGGUUAUAAAAAACCAGCCUGCCUUUUAUCAGCAGGCUAUCGUGGAGGUCUCAUUGUUGAGCAUGCUAAAUGAAAAAAUUGAUCCUGAUGAUCAGCACCACAUUGUCCGGAUGCUGGAUUUUUUUCCAUGGAAAAAUCAUUUGUGCAUCACAUUUGAAAUGCUUGGUCAUAACCUGUACGAGUUGUUGAAAAAGAACAACUUAAGAGGUUUACAACUGCAAUUUGUCCGUACUUUCUCAAGACAGAUAUUGGAUGCAUUGAUUGUGAUGAAAGGUGCUGGAAUUAUUCACUGUGAUCUAAAACCGGAAAAUAUCCUCAUAACACCGAAAGUAAAAUCAGCAGCUGGAGUUAAAGUAAUUGAUUUUGGUUCAGCGUGCACGGAGGGUCAAACGAUUUACUCAUAUAUCCAGAGCCGUUAUUACAGGUCACCUGAAGUGCUUCUUGGCUAUCCAUACACUACCGCCAUUGAUAUGUGGUCAUUUGGCUGCAUAGUUGCUGAACUUUAUAUAGGUCUACCUUUAUUUCCCGGAGCAUCAGAAUACGAUGUCCUUAGCCGUAUGAUUGAGAUUGUCGGUGGGCAACCACCAGAUGAUCUUCUUAGGGAGGCUAAAAACACCAGGAAGUUUUUUAAGCAUGUUGGAAGCAUUUAUCCUGGUAACGAAGCACAUGAUGGUCUUCACAGUUCAUACAGAAUACUAACAGAAAACGAGGUUGAAGCAAGGGAUUCCAAAAAGCCAAAAAUAGGGAAAUGGUAUUUCCCUCGUGGGAGGCUUGACAGACUCAUAUUCGCGUACCCUUGGAAGAAUUUAAAUGAGGGUAAUCUGCCAGAGGCUGAAAAGGAAGAUUGCUUAGCAUUGGUUGAUUUCUUGAGAGGACUUGUUGAGUUUGAUCCUAAUAAGCGAUGGUCACCAUUGCAGGCUUCAUAUCAUCCAUUCAUAACUGGUGAAGCCUUCACUGGUCCUUAUGAGCCUUUCCGGGAGACCCCAGUAAUUCCCGUUGGUCGUGCUGCAACAGUUGAUCACAAUCCUGGAGGAGGUCACUGGGUAGCUGCUGGCCUUUCCCCUCAGGUUGAAAGCAUUAACAGAUCCCUACCAUCCAAUAACAAUUUUCCACCAAAGAUGCCCUCUUCAUAUGGAAGCAGCUGCGGCAGCUUCGGUAGCCAUGGUAGCUUUAAUGAUAAUGUAGGUCCUGCAAGCAGCUAUGGAAGCUAUGAUGUCAAUAACGUUAGCAUGUAUCAUUCACCAGUAGGUCCUUCUGGAUUCAAUUUACAGUCACAAGCUGGAGGAACAUUUCUAGGAUUUAGUCCAGAUAUUAGAAGAAGACCUCAUCUCUCUCAUGGUGUUGGCAUUCGACUAAGUCCUGGGGGUCCGAUGUCUCUUGGGGCCAGUCCAUCACAAUUUACUCCUCCAAAUUCCCAAACACAUAUGCCAACUAGCGCUACUACUAAGUUUGUUCCCACUUCUCCUGCAAGGGGCAGCCAUGGCUCCUCAUUAGGAAAAGCCGCUGUGGUAGGCCAAUACAAUAGGAGAAGGAAUCUUGGUCACCCUCCUAUGUCAAUGCCAGCACACGAGUACACAUCUCAGCUAAUCCAGGGACAUCCUGGAGAUGGUGUCAGUUCAGCAUUUUCUCGAGGACAUUCUGGCUAUUCAUACGGUGCAAUUCCUAACUCUGGUCAUUAUAAUUGGAGGCCGCAGAUAGGUGUUAGCACUGGUUUAUCCACAAACUCUUCUUCCAAUCAUGGUCAUGUUCAACCAUCUGGUUCCAAUGAUUUCCGUCCGUUGCACUCAUCCAAUGUGGCAGUUGAUACAUCGACCUCCACUUCAUCAGUACCAGAUCCAGCUGAUUGGGAUCCCAACUAUAGCGAUGAGUCACUCCUGCAAGAAGAUAAUUCAUUAUCAGUUGAGCUAGGCAGUCUUCACCUGAGAGAUGCUUGUGGUCGAACAAUCCAGUCUGGCAGAUUGCCCAAUAUCCAAAGCCAUGAUAUUGCAGGCUCGAAUCAAAGACAUGACCGCCUAUUUCAUGCACCGUUUCUCAGAGAGAGUGGCCAUUCAGCAGGCCACGUCAACUAUGAUAGUUACAACCAUGCCAAUUUUUCCCAGCGCAAUUUCCCUGGUCGUCACGAACAACCAUUUCAGCGGUACAACCAUAUGAGUUCCACCUCUAUACGCCCGGCGGGGAAUCUCCAAAAUGUUCGAUCUGCCUGGUCCAAAUAUGGCAUGCCAGAUUCUACUUCGCCCCCUCGGAUGGUUGAGGGGAUGCCUUGGGGAGGAAGCGCUGGCCACUCUCUUGCAACAAGCGGACUGCCGCCGUCCUUUGGAAGAAAUGAUUUCGGGAGGAUCUUCUAGCCCUUGCCUUGGACCUGGAGGAAUGCCAUCCAAUUGAUGGCAUAAAAUUGUUUGUGUUUGCAAUUCUUUCUUGCGCUGCUGUUAAUUUUUGCGAUCCGUAGUGUUCCUCCUAUUGUUGGUGUCCUGCUAUGGUACUUGGAUUCAUGAAGCCUAUAAUUAUAGCUUUCCUUGGUGCUUGUUUCUUCA
Molecule: messenger RNA, 3519 nt
Organism: Hordeum vulgare subsp. vulgare (domesticated barley)
Lineage: Eukaryota; Viridiplantae; Streptophyta; Magnoliopsida; Poales; Poaceae
Product: dual specificity protein kinase YAK1 homolog
Exons: 18
Coding region: 523-3333 (936 amino acids)
Biological process (GO): peptidyl-serine phosphorylation; peptidyl-threonine phosphorylation
Cellular component (GO): cytoplasm
Molecular function (GO): ATP binding; protein tyrosine kinase activity; protein serine/threonine kinase activity
Source: RefSeq, a predicted model, not a curated record